Molecule: messenger RNA, 2679 nt
Organism: Malurus melanocephalus (red-backed fairy wren)
Lineage: Eukaryota; Metazoa; Chordata; Aves; Passeriformes; Maluridae
Gene: PGAP4
Product: post-GPI attachment to proteins GalNAc transferase 4
Exons: 1
Coding region: 125-1312 (395 amino acids)
Biological process (GO): GPI anchor biosynthetic process
Cellular component (GO): Golgi membrane
Molecular function (GO): glycosyltransferase activity
Source: RefSeq, a predicted model, not a curated record
ACAACUUGUACAGGUUUCACAGCAAUGGCCCCAGUGGUACCUUGCAGUGCAGGGAGAAGGAUCCAGUGGGAGUGAAGGACUGAGGGCAUGUGCAGCACAAGAGUGCCUUCCUUCUGAAGCAGUUAUGUUACACCAAACAUGGCAGCUCUGUGGGAAGUGGUGCCGUCGGUCCAGCCCUUUCAUCCAUCUCCUCACCCUGACUGUGCUGACUUUUGGUGUGCUGGCACCUUUGAUCUGCCACCGUCUCCUCCACUCCUACUUCUACUUGCGGCGCUGGCACCUGAACUCCAUGAGCCAGGAGUUCCUGGAGCAGAACCAGCAGGAGGGCCAGGCUGCCCUCCAUUACUUUGAGACAAUGCAGAUGCCAAAUGCCUCCGAGGCCUCCAGCAGCGAUGCCUUUCAGCCCUUGCUGCUGAUCACCAUUAUCACCGUACAGAGGCGGAAUGAUUUCCACUAUGUCUUGCAAGUGGCCUCCCACUUCCACCGGCUCCUCCAGCAGUGUGGCGCACGUUGCCGGAGCCACCAGGUGCUCCUCUGUAAUGUGGAGUCAGACCCCAGCAGCCAUCAAGAUGUCAGGCUGCUGAGUAGCUUCUUUCCUAUGGUCAGUCGUGGCAGACCUGGGGAGAACCCUGACCCCAGCCUGAAUCUGUUCGAGAAGGAGAAGCAGGACUACAUCUUCUGCCUAGAGCAGUCACUGUUGGCAUACAACCCAGAGUAUGUCCUCCUUGUGGAAGAUGAUGCCGUGCCAGAGGACGAGAUAUUUUCUGUCUUGCAGCACCUCUUCUCGGCCCGAUUCUCCAAGCCCUACCUCAGAGAUGCGCUUUACUUCAAGCUGUACCACCCCGAGAGGCUCCAGCACUACUUCAACCCUGAGCCCAUGCGGAUCUUGGAGUGGCUGGGCCUAGGGCUGUUCCUGGGGCCGGUGCUGACCUGCGCCUACUGCYGGGCSGCGGGGCGGGCRGGYCCYAGCUGGGGGCUGGUGGCGUUYUUYGCCCUGUACAGCAUGGCKYUGUCGGAGCUGGUGGGGCGGCACUAYGGGCUGGAGCUGCGCCGCCUGCACCCCGCGCUCUACAACGUGGUGCCGGCCAGCGAGUGCUGCACGCCUGCCAUGCUCUUCCCCGCCUCCUCCGCCCGCCGCGCCUCGGGUUACCUGCGGGAAAUGCGCUGCCGCCGGGGCUUCGCCAAGGACACGGCCCUCUACUCGCUGCUGCGGGGCAGGGGCGAGAACGCCUUCGUGGUGGAGCCCAACUUGGUGCGGCAUGUGGGAAUGUACUCCAGCCUCCGGCUGAACAGCAACCCCAAGCUGCUGUGAGCUGCUCGUGCCUUGCUGCACAAAAACAGUCCAGGGAAGCGGCCACAGGGCAGAGGAACGGAGUGUAAACUCGGAUUCUGUGUUGCUUGCACUGGGUAUCCUGUGCCUCACUGUCUUUGAAAAGACAAGUUUUCUUAAAAAAUCAGCUUUUGUACCUACAGACCCUAUUUAAUAUAAACUUGGAACUAAUCACCAUGCACCACCUGGGAGGGGAGUGGAGGAUUCCAGCUKAAAGUGUGGAUUCCCCAUUCUCUUUAGCUGUUCCCAAAGAAAAGCUCUCACGUCAAUAUGCACAGCUUUCCUGCCUACUUUCCUGUACACUCGAGGUUACAAAACUCAUCUUAGGGCAGCAGAAAAGUUGGACAAAGUGAAUGUUUCAAAUUUAAGCUAAUGAGGAGGGGAAGUCUUUAUUUCCCCAUCCUUACCAAGGUCUGAUCUCUGACCUGUCUCUGUUUCAAAGUUGUGGUUUUAAGCAGACCCUUCAAAAGAAGCAGAAGUGGUUUGCAGGAACUUUCCCACAAUUUUCUGCCUAGGUACUUCGAAUUUAUGAAAUCUCUUUAGUUAUUAUCUCCCUAUCUGCACCUCCACUGUUCCCACUUUUUUUUGCUCGGACCACAGGCUCUUAAAAACCUCUGCUGCUUCAUUAAAUACAACCUCUGAGGGUAGGAAUAGGAAAACAGAAUCACAGCCAUUAAUAUCACAAAGAUGGGUCAGAAAUGCACAUUUUCAUUGAUAUGGGACACCCAUUGUACACAAUGAUUGCUGUGUUGUUUGGAUAGCUGUAGUGGAUCUGUUAAAUGAGGUCAGAUCAGUCACUGAUUGAACUUAGGUGUUCAACGUGAAAUUACCAUGACUUUCCCUCAGCACAGGUUCAAAAGAAAUAUUAGACUACUGCUGUUGUGCAGGAUCCUUGUUCAUUUUGGAGCUGCAUUUACAGCUCAGCUGGAGUGGUUCAUUCACUGCUCCUGGCAGAAAGCAAAAUACCUGUGGGAAACAAAGACAGCUGUUCACAAGAGCGAACAGGAGCACAGCACAUCAAGGGGCCACUCUGAUAGUGACCUAUUGGGACUUUGUGUACUGGUUGUCAGGCAUCUGGGAUAGGUACUUUGCACCAGGGCUGUGGGCACAGUUAAAUGUAAAACCAUGCAGAACAGGAAAUCUCAUACAGAAUGAAAACAGGCAAAAGAGGGGUAUAUUUGAUGAAAAGCCUACCAAGGUUGGCUUUAGUGGGUUUUGAGUCAAAUUCAAAAUAAUUCAAAUUCUUGUAUGUGGAGUUUGGUCGAACUAUUUUUAAAACCAUAUUCCUUGCUUGGGAAUGAACCAAGCGCAAUAUUUUUUGUCGAGUUUAGUCGGUGGGAUUAUUUUUU